CCGCCGGAGCACCGAGCACUGGCAUAGCGGCAGCGAUGCGUAUCCGGCUCCUCGACGUCGUCGCCAGCCUCGUGUUGCGUGCAGCGAGGAGACUCUCUGGCUGCCCGCGCGACGUCGUCUCCCGCUCCGGCCGGCGCCGCCGCCGCCGCGAGAAGAGGGAGUGGUGGAAUUGGAGCUACUCCGACGACGCAGCCGGGGCCGAAGAGGACGGAGGCGUGUGGCGGAGGACGAUUCUGAUGGGCGAGAAGUGCAAGCCGCUGGACUUCCCCGGAGUCAUCUACUACGACGCGGACGGCCGACGGCUGUCGGAGGUGCCCACACCACGCUCGCCCAUGCGGAGCCCGUUUCUGUCCUACACCGCCAGGAGUCCGGUCACCGCCGGUUACAGUACUUAGUUCGCUGUCUUCCCCUGCUUCAGACUCUGUUUUGUCACUUUGUGGUUGAUACUCUAGUGUUUAUCGUAUAUUUUUAAAUUUAUUAUUUA
Molecule: messenger RNA, 484 nt
Organism: Zingiber officinale
Lineage: Eukaryota; Viridiplantae; Streptophyta; Magnoliopsida; Zingiberales; Zingiberaceae
Exons: 1
Coding region: 36-395 (119 amino acids)
Source: RefSeq, a predicted model, not a curated record